AUGCUCUUCCCACUCGACUCUUAUGCGCCGAUGGUUAAGCGCAUUAUCAUCGACUCUCAAUUUGUCACAGGGGAGGCAGUGCUAAUUGACAGAAUGUCUGAUCAACCACACGCCUCGGCGUCUCCCAAGGAGGACCGCCCAGGCACUCCACCUGCGCCAGGCACACCUCUGGCCGAUCCAGAGGAGAAGCUUGAGACCAGAGAAGAGUCGGAAGAGCAAGAACAGGAAGACACACAACCGGGAGAGCAGCAAGAAGAGAAGGAUCCGGAGCUAGAGAGCAAAGAAGACGAUGAGAAGCCCGACGAGUCCAACUCCGCGCCGCCACUGCCCGACGAAGUCCCUCCGCCACUCCCCGAUGAAGCACCGCCUGGCCCAGCGGAGGAUGAUGGAUGGGAGCCCGUGUGGGAUGCCAACGCCCGGGCGUUCUAUUUCUACAACCGGAUCACUCUUGUCUCUCAGUGGGAGAAUCCCCGAGUACCCGAAGCAACAGCCCCGGGCACAGAAAGCGCCAGCGCAGCCGUCAUCCCAGAACCUCCGAAGAAAAACGAAGCUGUACUUGGAGGCUACAAUCCGGCGAUCCAUGGCGACUACGACCCGACCGCUCCCUAUGCGCAACAGUAUGAGGAACAACCGCAAGAGACUGGUGGACCUGCGCUCGAUCCAUCCGCCGCAUAUGCCUCCACUGGCACAUUCAACCGGUUUACCGGCCGCUGGCAGGCAGAUUCGAUCAACCCAGAGAACUUCAAUGACGAAAACAAGUCGCGGCGACAGAUGAAUGCCUUCUUUGACGUUGACGCCGCAGCCAACAGCCACGACGGCCGGAGUCUCAAGGCUGAGCGGAGCGGAAAGAAGCUCAGCAAGAAGGAGCUGAAGAUGUUCAAGGAGAAGCGCCGGGAAAAGAAAGAGGAGAAGCGGAGGGCGUGGCUGCGGGAUUAA
Messenger RNA from Penicillium subrubescens, 936 nucleotides. Its product is annotated as WW domain-containing protein. Gene Ontology annotation, molecular function: protein binding. Lineage: Eukaryota; Fungi; Ascomycota; Eurotiomycetes; Eurotiales; Aspergillaceae. The record is from RefSeq and is a predicted model, not a curated record. The transcript has a single exon. Bases 1 to 936 code for a protein of 311 amino acids.